Molecule: messenger RNA, 2508 nt
Organism: Helianthus annuus (common sunflower)
Lineage: Eukaryota; Viridiplantae; Streptophyta; Magnoliopsida; Asterales; Asteraceae
Product: probable serine/threonine-protein kinase At1g54610
Exons: 8
Coding region: 335-2239 (634 amino acids)
Biological process (GO): protein phosphorylation; positive regulation of transcription elongation by RNA polymerase II
Cellular component (GO): nucleus; cyclin-dependent protein kinase holoenzyme complex
Molecular function (GO): RNA polymerase II CTD heptapeptide repeat kinase activity; cyclin-dependent protein serine/threonine kinase activity; ATP binding
Source: RefSeq, a predicted model, not a curated record
UUGCUAGGAGGGUAAAACCUGGUCUAACAUUCUAGAGAGAGAGAAUGAUAGUCAACUCUUUGACUCGGCCAAGCCGGCAACAACUCUAUCUUCUAUAGAAAUAGAUAGAUAUAGAGAGAGAAUAUAUCUAUACAUCUGUCGAAGAUAAAAGCGCGUUCAACUGCCUGAACAAGCAAGCAAAUCGUUUCAUUUGAUUCUUAUCCUAAGUCACACAUAUUCGGAUCCAAACCCUAACAUUUACAUCUUCAUUCAUUUCAUUUCUGUUUAAUGUUACCACCGAUCAUUACAAAUCAUUGUUAGUUUGGUGUUCAGAAGCUAGAUUGAUUGUGAUUUGAUGGGUGGAAUUUGUGGUAAGCCUUCCGCCGUUGAUGAUGGCCGGGGGAGUUCAAUUUCAAGGGAGAGGAUGGGUUCAUCGCGGUCGAAAAAAGUGGAGAGUUUCAGGGUGAAGAAUAGAGGUGAGGUAAGAACUGGAUCGGUUGACAAGAGACUGAAUGAUUCUAGGCGUGUUAAUUAUGACAAGAGAGGGUUUUCUGCUGCUGAUAUUAUUGAGGCCAUUCCGAAGGCUGUACAAGGCCAACAGGUUGUGGCUGGUUGGCCUUCUUGGCUUGCUGCUGUAGCUGGUGAAGCAAUUGAUGGAUGGUUACCUAGACGAGCUGAUACAUUUGAGAAAUUUGAUAAGAUUGGGCAAGGAACAUAUAGCAGUGUCUACAAGGCUCGUGAUCUAACCAAUAAUAAAGUUGUUGCUUUAAAAAGAGUGCGUUUUGAUAACAUGGAUCCUGAGAGUGUAAAAUUUAUGAUGAGAGAAAUCCUUAUUUUGCGAAGACUUGAUCAUCCAAAUAUAAUUAAGCUGGAAGGAUUGAUCACGUCACGUACUUCAUGUAGUUUGUAUCUGGUUUUUGAAUACAUGGAACACGAUCUUACAGGACUUGCAUCCCUACCCGGGGUCAAGUUCACAGAGUCGCAGGUUAAAUGCUACAUGCAGCAGCUGCUAAGUGGACUUGAUCACUGUCAUAGUCGUGGUGUCCUGCACCGUGACAUAAAAGGGUCAAAUCUUUUGAUUGAUAAUAAUGGCAUCUUGAAAAUUGCGGACUUUGGUUUGGCAAAUAUGUUUGAUAAUAGUGGAAAUGUGGCACUAACAAGCCGUGUUGUGACACUUUGGUAUCGACCCCCUGAACUUCUACUCGGAGCAACUCAUUAUGGAGUGGCUGUGGACUUGUGGAGCACUGGAUGCAUUCUUGGAGAGCUAUAUGCUGGCAAACCUAUCAUGCCAGGUCGAACUGAGGUUGAGCAAUUGCAUAAAAUAUUCAAGCUUUGUGGUUCACCAUCUGAAGAUUAUUGGAGAAAGUCAAAAUUACGGCACUCGACGGUGUUCAAACCUACACAGCCUUAUAGACAACGCAUUGAAGAAACUUUUAAGGAUGUUCCUUUUGUUGCUAUCAGGCUUAUGGAAACCUUACUUGCAGUAGAUCCUUCACAAAGAGGAACUGCAUCGUCUGCUCUUGAGAGCGAGUUCUUCACAACUAAGCCACAUGCCUGUGAUCCUUCAAGUUUGCCAAAAUAUCCUCCCAGCAAAGAGAUCGAUGCAAAACUGAGGGAGGAAGAAGCUAGAAGACAAAGAGCGGAAGGUGGUAAGGGCCAAAAGAUUGACAUUGAAAGGCAAGGACGAAGAGAUCCUUGGGCGGUUCCAGUUCCUGAAGCUAAUGCUGAGCUACUUGCAUCAAUGCAGAAUCCAAUACAGAGAAGACAUGACAGAGCAAACUCAAAGAGCAGAAGCGAGUAUUUCAACCGAAACACUUCUAUUGAACAACCAAGACUAUCACAUUACUCAAAAGAAGUCGUUAUUGAUGAUUUGAAAGCUCCGGAAUUCUUUUCGGGACCAUUGGUUGCAGCAGAGAAGAAAUUUGAUGAUGAAAACGGUAAUGACAAAGAUCAAAUGGGAAGAAGGCACUCAAGUACGAGGAGGAGGAGGAAACAUGAUCUUUCGCGUAGUAUGUUUGGCAUCGACAGUGGAAGAUCAUCAUCCACUACUAAACAGCCAUAUAUGGAUGGUCAUGGAUACAACAAGAUCCAGUUCUCGGGUCCACUAGGUGCAUCAAACGUGGACCAAAUGCUCAAGGAUCGCGAUCACCAUAUUCAAGAAGCUACUAGAAGAGCACGCCUUGACAGGACCGCACUCACUAAACUCCGGUCUGAAGCAACCUCAAACCAUACAUAUAUGUCUAGCCACCGACCGAGGUAAGGCCGUGCCUCGCAACACACAUAUAUAUUAGACAGAGAGUGAGAGCUCAUCGCUUUCCCCUGUAACUAUUAACAUUGUACAUAGUAAUUGCAUACCGUAAUUCUCUCUAGUUUUGGAAUUUGUGUGGGAAUAUAGGCUAGUAUAAAUUUUGAAGCAGAAUCUGGAUUUUCAUCAAGUAACUUGACAGUUGAGACAAGCCCAGUUUGAAUAGAAAUAAAUGUAUUAGUUUUAAACCAGUUUUAAUUUAAAACUAAUUUAAAGCAGAUUUA